ACCCGAAGCUGACUUCCUGGAGGCUAUCUGCUGGUUCCCCAUGGUGUUCUACACUGUGGGCUCCAUCGACAAUUUGGACAGCUUGCUGCGCUGUGGGGUGACCUUCGCAGACACCAUGGUGGUGGUGGACAAGGAGAGCUCCAUGAUCGCCGAGGAGGACUACAUGGCCGACGCUAAGACCAUCGUCAACGUGCAGACCCUCUUCAGGCUGUUCCCAGCUCUGAGCAUCAUCACCGAGCUCACCCACCAGCCAACAUGCGCUUCAUGCAGUUUAAAGUGAAGGACCACUACUCCCUGGCCCUGUCCAAGCUGGAGAAGAAGGAGAGAGAAAAGGGAUCCAACCUGGUGUUCAUGUUCCGGCUGCCCUUCGCAGCAGGGAAGGUUUUCAGCGUCAGCAUGCUGGACACUCUGCUCUACCAGUCUUUUGUGAAGGACUACAUGAUCUCCAUCACCAGACUGCUACUGGGCCUUGACUCCAUGCCUGGCUCAGGCUUCCUCUGUGCUAUGAAGAUCUCGGAGGACGACCUGUGGAUCCGCACGUACGGCCGGCUGUACCAGAAGCUGUGUUCGUCCACAGGGGACAUCCCCAUAGGGAUAUACCGCACAGAGGCACAGAAGCUCCCCGUCUCGGAGUCCCAGGUCUCCAUCACGGUGGAGGACUACGAGGACACGCGGGAGCCCCGAGAGCCCCUGCUGUCCCGGUCGGGCCCCCACCGCAACUCCACCUCCUCGGAGCCCGUCUCCUCGGCCCACUCCUCGGACCACCCGCUCCUCCGGAGGAAGAGCAUGCAGUGGGCGCGCCGGCUGAGCCGGAAGGGGGGCCGGGGGCCCGGCGGGGCCAAGGGCGGGGGCCCCGGCAGCGCGGCCGAGCGGAUCAGCCAGCAGAGGCUCACUCUGUUCAGGCGCUCCGAGAGGCAGGAGCUCAACGCCCUGGUGAGGACCCGCAUGAAGCACCUGGGCCUCUCGCCGACCGGCUUCAAUGGCAUGACGGACCAAGGGAACAGACUGUCCUACAUCCUCAUCAACCCCUCCCCUGACGCCAGGCUAGAGCUGCACGACGUGGUGUACCUGAUCAGACCGGACCCCCUGUCCCUCGUACCCAAUCAGGGGAACAGCAGGAAGUGCAACGCGGGGCGCAGCGACAGCCACAGGUUCGACACACACGACAGCACUCACCUGUGAGCGAGGAGGAGGAGAGCCGGCGAGAGAGCGAGAGAGGAAGACACAGAGAGAGAGAGAGAGCGAGAGAGAGAGAGUGAGAGAGAGAGAGAGAGAGAGAGAGAGAGAGAGAGAGACAUUCUCCUCGUUGUUCCUGGAGAACUCAGGAGGAGCUGCAUCUGCAUGGAACUUUUGGAUUUGUAUUUAUUUAUUUAUUAUCUCCAAACCAGGAUGCACCAGGAUAUUUAUUUUUCUGGGGGGUUCAUGCACUUUUUUUAUGUUCAAAGGGGAAAAGCUGGGACACAGAAGGGCUUCUCGCUGAACAUGUAUUUAUUUACAUCUGUGCAAAUUUGCAUGUGUUGUACCGCAUCGUGGGCGUGGGUGGAGUCUGUGCGUCUGACAAGCAUGUUUGUGUGUGUGUGUGUGUGUGUGUGUGUGUGUGUGUGUGUGUGUGUGUGUGUGUGUGUGUGUGUGUGUGUGUGUGUGUGUAUGUGUGUGUGUGUGUGUGUGUGUGUGUGUGUGUGUGUGUGUGCGUGCGUCAGAGUGAAUGUCAAUGUGCGUGUGAGUUCCUUUAUAAAGGGAAGCUCAACACUGCCAAUCCUCUCUGGACAGCUAUCCCUACACGAAUGCUAUGUGGGGCAAAUGAGAGACGUAUUAUUUGUCUUUCUUGUUAAUGUUGUUACAUGAUGUGUUUAAAAAAAUUUCCUUUACUGUGCAAAUCGUGUAGACCUAUUUGUUUUAUUUAUUCAGCCUUUUCUUCCUAGCGUUUUUACAUGCUGCCUCGAGCAGUAAUACCACUAAGGUUAAUCGAAUCACUCGAGACGGUUAGGCAUUUCAAAGAGUAGCAGUCAUAGCAACUGUCAAAACAUGGCCGCUAGCAGCUAGCAUAGUUAGCCAUCGUGAACACUGACCUUACCUGACCGACGCCGGUCAGCUCAAUAAAAAAAAAGCCUCUUUGAAUAAGAAGCGUAUUGAUCUUUGUUUGCCUGUUCCUCCAGAACCCCCCCUAGUGUUUUGUGCGUACCGUCUCAAUGCCAGCUUAUCCUUAACUCACCAGCUGUCCUGUAGUCGCCCUGCAUGUUGGGGAGAAUGUACACACAUGUACGUGUGUAGACCUUAAAGGAGUCGCCAGCCUGUUUGGCGGGGUGUAGCGGAGGAAUGUCGCGGCCCUCACGGGGUGGAGGUACCUGCAAAAAACUGGCUUCCUUCCCUACCCCAACUCCCACCAGUACCAUUGCUGCUGCUGCUGUAUUUACGCCAUUUCCAAUGAGAUGAAAAUAUUGUACAUAUUAAAAAUCUACCGACACAGCCCUGUUAA
This is a messenger RNA of Gadus macrocephalus (Pacific cod), 2476 nucleotides long. Its product is annotated as potassium channel subfamily T member 2-like. Gene Ontology annotation, molecular function: intracellular sodium-activated potassium channel activity. The transcript has 9 exons. Lineage: Eukaryota; Metazoa; Chordata; Actinopteri; Gadiformes; Gadidae. The coding region runs from base 256 to 1182 and encodes 308 amino acids. The record is from RefSeq and is a predicted model, not a curated record.